Messenger RNA from Mucor mucedo, 366 nucleotides. RefSeq lists its product as uncharacterized. The transcript is spliced from 2 exons. The record is from RefSeq and is a predicted model, not a curated record. Bases 1 to 366 code for a protein of 121 amino acids. NCBI's taxonomy places the organism in Eukaryota, Fungi, Mucoromycota, Mucoromycetes, Mucorales, Mucoraceae.
AUGUAUAAUGUUUCAUUUGAAGAGCAAGUACGUGGUAUAAACUUACAGAUGACAUUUUCUGGCAAGACACACCGUACUUUUUCCGCAUCCACCCCGCAAUCACCGAUCUUAAUCUGUCAUUUCUCGGACGACUUCGGCCAAGAGAGGCAAUGGCAAUAUGCCGCAGAAGCUUCCGAUGACAUUACAUACGAUCAAGUCAGAAAAAAAUUGGAUGAAUCGAAAAGAAGCUAUAAAACUUUAACAUAUUCUCGUGGAGAGAAAGCACCUUUAGUCAUAAUCAAUAAUGAUGAAUCAUUAAAUUUAGCCGUGCGCUAUUUUAAAAAAUUAACACCUAGCGAUGAGAUUCACCUAUUUGCACAUCAAUAA